Molecule: messenger RNA, 156 nt
Organism: Lasiosphaeria miniovina
Lineage: Eukaryota; Fungi; Ascomycota; Sordariomycetes; Sordariales; Lasiosphaeriaceae
Exons: 1
Coding region: 1-156 (51 amino acids)
Source: RefSeq, a predicted model, not a curated record
AUGCUGCCCGAGACCCCCUCGAAGCGCGCACAGGCCGCUCUCCAGCAGGUGUCCAACUUUGGCGCCAACACUUCCAAGACGAAGAUGUACAUCUACGUGCCAAGCAAGCUGGCUGCGAGCCCGCCCAUCAUUGUGGCCAUCUACUACUGUCUCUAA